Hippocampus zosterae (dwarf seahorse) is the source of this 2988-nucleotide messenger RNA. RefSeq names its product glutaminase kidney isoform, mitochondrial-like. The record is from RefSeq and is a predicted model, not a curated record. Lineage: Eukaryota; Metazoa; Chordata; Actinopteri; Syngnathiformes; Syngnathidae. The transcript is spliced from 18 exons. Gene Ontology annotation, biological process: L-glutamine catabolic process. Bases 139 to 1956 code for a protein of 605 amino acids. Gene Ontology annotation, molecular function: protein binding; glutaminase activity.
ACGACAAACUCGUCGUCCAAUCCGCCCGUUACUCACUUACUCCAUUACUCCUCAGUGUUAUUCCUGCGAACGCGCUCAUUCAUUGUUUGCAGGAUUCGCUCUCCUUUUGGUUUUCGUUCUGUCGACGCCGAGUUUGCAAUGUUCCAUUUACGACCAACGGUAGGGCUCAAGGACAUCUUUCAGAGGCAGCUGAAGCGGCGUUUGGCAGGCGGAGUCCACGUUCCCCUUGCAGCCGGCUACUGGAGCCGCUCUCCGGCCACGGCCACAGAGCAGCACGACGCUAGACGCUUUUGUUCCAAAGCAGACGGACACAAUGAGGCCAACAAAGAUUCUGCCACGGACAAGAGAAGAAAGGCAGGUAUUUUACCCAGCCUGGAGGACCUGCUCUUCUACACCAUAGCUGAAGGCCAAGAGAAGAUCCCAGCACACAAAUUCACCACAGCUCUCAAAUCCACUGGGCUUCGCACAGGAGACCCCCGGUUGAAAGAAUGUAUGGAGAUGCUGAAGGUGACAAUGAAAACAACCUCAGAUGGAGCCCUGGAUAGACACCUCUUCAAGAAAUGUGUGCAGAGCAACAUUGUGCUGCUCACUCAAGCCUUUCGUAAGAAAUUUGUCAUCCCGGACUUCCAACCGUUUUGCCGCCACAUUGGCGAACUGUACGACAAUGCAAAGAACAUGUCUGGGGGACAGGUGGCUGACUACAUUCCCCAGCUUGCUCGCUUCAGCCCAGACUUGUGGGCCGUCUCCUUGUGCACCGUCGACGGUCAGAGGCACACGGUAGGUGACACCAAGGUGCCCUUUUGUCUGCAGUCUUGCGUGAAGCCACUGAAAUACGCCAUUGCCGUUCACGACCACGGCACCGAGUACGUGCACCGCUUCAUUGGCAAAGAGCCCAGCGGCCUGCGCUUCAACAAGCUCUUCUUGAAUGAAGAUGACAAACCACACAACCCCAUGGUGAACGCCGGCGCCAUCGUCUGCACAUCUCUCAUCAAGCAAGGAGCCAGCAAUGCUGAGAAGUUUGAUUACGUCAUGAACUUCAUGAACAAAUUGGCGGGAAACGAGUAUGUCGGCUUCAGCAACGCCACGUUCCAGUCUGAGCGUGAGUCCGGAGACAGAAACUUUGCCAUCGGCUACUACCUGAAGGAAAAAAAGUGUUUUCCAGAAGGAACAGACAUGACAUCCAUCUUGGACUUCUACUUCCAGUUGUGCUCCAUAGAGGUGACCUGCGAGAGUGCCAGCGUAAUGGCAGCAACCCUCGCCAACGGUGGCUUCUGUCCCAUCACAGGAGAGCGCGUGCUGAGCCCGGAGGCAGUGCGCAACACUCUCAGCCUGAUGCACUCAUGUGGAAUGUAUGAUUUCUCUGGACAGUUUGCUUUCCAUGUGGGCCUCCCAGCUAAAUCUGGCGUCGCCGGCGGGAUCCUGCUUGUGGUUCCAAAUGUCAUGGGCAUCAUGUGUUGGUCUCCUCCUCUCGACAAGCUGGGCAACAGUGUGCGAGGCAUCCAGUUCUGCACGGACCUGGUUUCCCUCUUCAACUUUCACAACUAUGACAAUUUGAGACACUUUGCAAAGAAACUGGAUCCUCGCAGGGAGGGAGGAGAUCAGAGGGUAAAGUCUGUGAUCAAUCUGUUGUUUGCGGCUUACACCGGAGACGUGUCAGCACUGAGGAGGUUUGCGUUGUCCUCCAUGGACAUGGAGCAGAGGGACUACGACUCCAGGACGGCUCUGCAUGUGGCUGCAGCCGAAGGUCACGCUGAGGUGGUUCGCUUUUUGCUCGAGGCCUGUAAAGUCAACCCAGUCCCCAGAGACAGGUGGGGUAAUACGCCGAUGGAUGAGGCGGUUCACUUCGGCCACCAUGAUGUGGUCACCAUCCUGCGCGACUAUCACAAUCUGUACAGUCCUCCGGAAAGCCCGGCGACAAACGAGAACGCAGAAAAUAACCUGGAUAGCAUGCUGUAAAAUGUCUGGAAGCGGCAUCGCCACUUCAAAGCGUCUUGCACAGAACUUGAUAUAAACAUAACUUAUACAGUAUGUUGUUCUGAUGACAGCAAAUGUUAGCACCGAAGAAAACGCUCUUAAUCAUGUUGUUGUUGUUUGCUGAUGUUGUUCUUGUACUUUCAGCGUGUGUUGGCGUAGUUGUAGGUGGAAGCUUUACUUUUGUAGCGUCUUGGAGGAUGUUACUAGCCAAAAGCUGAAUGCUGGCUUCAUUGAGUGGCAGCUGGUACUUUUUUUUUUUUGGACCGAUGUAGACAAACCGUAUUAUUUUCAACAAAGCCACGUGGUGGAAUGUAUCGUCUCCUGACACUCAGUGCGUUUGUGUGCGUGUGUCUCUGUAUUUUAUAUUUAUUUGUGUAUGUUUAACAAAAGCUACGCGUGUAUAAAUAAGUCACUUGUGGAUCUCCAUAUGGCACCUUGUUGAAUUAAGUCUUGAAUGGAAAGUAAUUCCAAAUAUUAUGACUUUAAAAUGUUUUUGCUGUUUACAUUUCCCAAAACAUGUUUUUAUUUUGACUUAUUUGGUAUUUAUUCCAGAAAAAAAACUCAAUUUAAAGAUGACAAUGAGCCAAAGUUCAGGAAUUUGUUGUGACAGUACAACUAAUCAGAGUGGAGCUUUUGACCAAUUUGCUAAAAAUGAAGCUUUGUGCUGAAGCUGUUGGAUGUUUUUACGUGUAUUAAAUGUUGUGAUAGUUUGACAUUUUUGUCGCACAGAUCGCCAAAUCUCACAUUUGGGAAAGUUGUUCCUGCAAACGACUCAGGAAGGUAUUUGAAGAGCUCAAAGAAAUACUUCAAAACAGGGUCGCGUUUAUGUUUUGGAAGCUUCAAAACUUGACAGAAACAAUGUUGAAGCACAAUAACUGCAAUUUUACUGACACAUUUAGCAGAGCGGAUGGUCAAAUGGACUUGAGCUGAUUCCCACUUGUGUUAGUUGUUGCUGCUGUGACUGGAUGUAUUGAUUUCUGGAAACCUCACAAAUUAAAUAUAUACCGUACUACA